UGAACGAAGAAGCCGUGCGCAAUUGCACACUGUGUUGUCAGGCACUAACAUGGCACUCAUCAGGACGACCGCCCUCGUGGCCCUGCUCGCGGUGGGCCUGGCACUGGCACAGGAGCAGACCACAGCUGGAAAUACAACUAGCGAUAGUAAUGAUGCUGCGGUUCGUUGCGCAAACUCCACUGACAACGCAGAAUGUCUCAGACGGGCCGAAGUUUGUCGCACAAUGUUCCAACGCACACACACAUACGACCGCAUGGUACAGUCCAUACGAGAGUGUGCUGAACAACUCAACAUCACUCUGCCUACACCAGCACCUGUCCCGGCCAACAGUGAUUCGGACCCCGACAGGAGGUACUAUAACCAGCUUAAACUCUGGUUCCGCCCGAGACCUCAAGUGAAGCAACAGAUUUUCAACUGUGCGCAUCAGAGUAUGUUCAACGCAGACGGCACUCCUAGACGCGAGUACUUGAAGACCCGUGUUGUUGUGUGGGUCGGUGAGGACGAGACUGAGCUGGCCGGCUUGUUGAGGAGUAACAUCGAUAGCUGCCCAGCGCCGUCGCGUCGUCAGUACCUAUCCUGUGUCUUCGAAGCCUGCUACACUCCUUAGGGAAUGUUCUCAAGAAAAUCCUUAGAAAGCCACGGAAAAUGCAGUAUUUUGACUUGAAUAAGACUGACGCUCAUAUUCGGAGACACUUCGGACACCUUAAUCGGAAAGCUGGACCAACAUAUCGCGCUCGUCAGCCAAUCACCGUCGACCUGUUUCAUGCCGUAGCUAAUCACCGUAGACCUGUCUCAUGUCGUAGGCAAUCACCGUAGACCUGUCUCAUGUCGUAGCCAAUCAUCGUCGACCUGCCUCGCGUCGCCGCCAAUCAGAACCAUGGUGGCGGCGGACCUUCAUCGGACCUCGAAGUGUGAAAGUGAGCGCUACAAUUAACUGCUUCAUUUUCCUUCUCAAGACACUAACGGAACUUGAGAAUGUCGGAACUUUGUGUGGUGCAGCGGUAGCGAUCUCGUGUAGCAAUCUUGCUGACCUGCGUUCGAAUCCCUCGCAGCCAGUGGAUGGUAACCCCGGCCAUUCCUUGCACACAGGGGAUAACUUAGAAGCAAAAUAAAAUAGACAGUAUGUCACACCGAGAAUAUCCAUUGUAGCAAAGGGAAUCAAACUAAACCUUAUUACAGUAUAUUACCAGAGACUUACUGAUAUUCAUAUGGUGAUCAAAUGUUCGUCAGUUCCUAUAUAUCAUAUAAAGAAAAGCAAACUAAUAUUAUCUGCAUAACAUUAAAAAACAAACAAAAAAACAUUGCUUUCGUUAUGCCUCACGGUUGUCAGCGUUGAUAUACACAUUAAUCCAUAUCCAUUUCCUUUGUUUUCUUAUAUUUACCUUUCACUCGACAGCCUAUUUCGGGGAAACAAUUAAUAAAGAUAAGUAAUCAAAAA
Penaeus chinensis is the source of this 1438-nucleotide messenger RNA. RefSeq lists its product as uncharacterized. The transcript is spliced from 6 exons. The record is from RefSeq and is a predicted model, not a curated record. The coding region runs from base 50 to 607 and encodes 185 amino acids. NCBI's taxonomy places the organism in Eukaryota, Metazoa, Arthropoda, Malacostraca, Decapoda, Penaeidae.